Molecule: messenger RNA, 2605 nt
Organism: Triplophysa dalaica
Lineage: Eukaryota; Metazoa; Chordata; Actinopteri; Cypriniformes; Nemacheilidae
Gene: ppig
Product: peptidylprolyl isomerase G (cyclophilin G)
Exons: 13
Coding region: 125-2203 (692 amino acids)
Biological process (GO): protein peptidyl-prolyl isomerization; protein folding
Cellular component (GO): nucleus
Molecular function (GO): peptidyl-prolyl cis-trans isomerase activity
Source: RefSeq, a predicted model, not a curated record
CCGCUACUUGUCACGGCGCCAUCUUUGCUGCUCCGCGAGCUGAGGACACGAGAAGGCGUUUUGAUGUUGAUUUUCUUUUACCAUUACUUCACUUGCGUUUGAUUGACUCAAAACGAACAUUAUAAUGGGGGUGAAGACGCAGCGUCCUCGCUGCUUCUUCGACAUUGGCAUCAGUAAUGUGCCGGCUGGGAGAGUUGUCAUCGAGCUUUUUUCAGAUGCAUGUCCCAAGACAUGUGAGAAUUUCCGCUGCUUGUGCACAGGUGAGAAGGGAAUUGGCAAGACUACCCAGAAACCCUUGCAUUACAAAGGAUGUCUGUUCCACAGGAUAGUAAAAGACUUUAUGAUACAAGGAGGAGAUUUCACUGAAGGUAAUGGCAGAGGUGGUGAAUCCAUAUAUGGAGGUUUCUUUGAAGAUGAAAGUUUUGCAAUGAAACACACCAAGGAGUAUAUGCUCUCAAUGGCAAACAGAGGGAAAGACACCAAUGGCUCACAGUUCUUUAUAACUACAAAACCAACUCCUCACUUGGAUGGAAUUCAUGUGGUGUUUGGUCAGGUGAUCUCCGGCCAGGAGAUAAUCCGAAUGAUCGAGGGUGAGAAGACUGAUGCCAACAGCCGACCCUACGCUGAGGUCAAAGUGCUCAAUUGUGGGGAACUAAUUCCUAAAUCUAAAGCAAAGAAGGAAAAGAAGCAUCAGUCUUCCAGUGAGAGUGAAGAUUCCUCAGAAAGCUCAUCAGACUCUGCGGACUCUGAGAAGGAGGAAAAGAAAAAGCGGAAGAAACAUAAGAAGGACCACAAGAAAAAGAAAGAGCCGAAGCACAAGAAGAAAGAAAAGAAGGGGUCUGAUGAGGAAGAGAUUGAUGCCCAACCUAUGUCUACCAUUCGCCCAGAGGAGGUCCCACCCGUUCCUGAAAACCGCUUUCUGAUGAGGCGUAGCCCCCAGAAAACCAAAGAGGAGGAGCAGGAAAAAGAACCACGCAAGGAGGACUCUGGUAGAGAGAGGCAAAGAGAGAGAGAGCGAGAGAGAGACCGACCUACGGCGAAUUCGCGCCCUAACCGCACAAGACUGGUGAUGACCAGGUCAGGGCGUAGAAUUAAGGGACGAGGACCUAGGCGUUAUCGGACACCAUCACGGUCUCGUUCACGCUCAUGGGAUCGGUUUCGACGCAGUGAGACCCCUCCACACUGGAGACAGGAAAUGCAAAGGACACAAAAAGCAAAACCAAACACUGCCGCCUCCCAGGAACGAUGGAUCAAAGGGGACAAAGGAGACAUGUCAGAGGAAAAGAAGGAAGCCACUGAGCCAUCUAAUGAGAACAAAGCUGCUGGAAAGGAAGAAGCUAAAAAGAAUUCUGAUAGAGAGAAGGAAGGAAAGCGCAAUAAAUCACGCAGUGCUUCAAGAGGAAAGGAUAGGAAGAGGGACAGACAUCGCUCAAAGAGCAGGGACCAGGACUCACGGAAAAAGGCAGACGCUGAUAAGAAAGCUCGCAGUCGAAGCAAAAGUAAAGACAAGAGGAGAGAAAAGGAUGACAAACGAGGGCAUUCUAGCAGCAGAGACAGGAAAGAGAAGGACACCAAAGAACGAGAGAAGGAGGGGGACCGAGAAAGAGAAGACCGAAGCAAGGAAAGAACCAAACAACACCCUGAAGGUAGUGAAAAGGAGAAAACGAGAGAGGUUGAAAAGAAGAAAAAUGGCGAGCAGCAUCGUGACAGAUCGAGAAGCAAAGAAAAGGCUCGCAAUGCGUCUCGGAGAUCUCGGUCGAGGGGGCGAGGUCAGAGAGGGCAGUCUCGCGACAGAGGCCGUGACCAACAUCACAGCAGCAGUCGGGAUGGGAGGUCAUCACGUAGGUCGCGGAGCAGGGAUCGAGAUAGGGCUCGGGACCGAGGAAGGGAUGCUGAAGACAGAAACCAGAGGAAGAGCACUGGCGAAUCGAAGAGCAAAGAUAACAGAAGCCGAGACAGGAGCUCCAAAGAACGUUCCUCUCAGAAACAACGGAGCAGAGACCGAGACGAUCGACAGAGCAGUAACAGAAAGAGAAAGGAGAAGAGCCACAGUAGAAGCAGCGAUUCUGAGAGUGAUGAAGACAAAGGGAAGAGACGAAAACGGAGCGAGAGCCCAAAAUCGAAAGAGAGAGCGAAGGACAAAUCUAAAAGCCCGAGAAAAGAUGUGAAGAAAAAGGACUCUAGUUCCAGCGAGAGCGAUUAAGAGUCUGCAUGUGUUCUGAUCUCCAGUGUGAACAAUCAAUACAAAGAGACUGCUGACACAUUUGACUGACCGUGUAAACUGGACAUGCUUUGGAUAUUUUUCUUGACUUGACACAAUCGUCAAAAUCUCAUUUCACAUUUGUCCUGCUUUUAUCUGUACUGCAUACUUUUAUUUUCCCCCAGUUUCCAACUUAAAUGAUUACUGAAGAUAAUGGUUAAUUAAUUAAAAUGGUUGCUUACAUUUUUAUUUCUCUUAAGUUUCUGUCUUGGCUGUUUUUUUAAGGGGGUUUGUUGGGGAUAUGUUCGCAUACCUUUGAGUUUUGUUAGGGUUUUAUGUUUGUAAAGAGAACAUGAAAAUGUAGGUUCUGUUCAAUUUGAGAAAUAAAAUUGACACUGAACCUAA